Heteronotia binoei (common prickly gecko) is the source of this 2748-nucleotide messenger RNA. RefSeq names its product F-box DNA helicase 1 (gene FBH1). Gene Ontology annotation, biological process: double-strand break repair via homologous recombination; replication fork processing. Gene Ontology annotation, cellular component: nucleus. The record is from RefSeq and is a predicted model, not a curated record. Bases 1 to 2748 code for a protein of 915 amino acids. Lineage: Eukaryota; Metazoa; Chordata; Lepidosauria; Squamata; Gekkonidae. Gene Ontology annotation, molecular function: ATP binding; DNA binding; 3'-5' DNA helicase activity. The transcript is spliced from 19 exons.
AUGGCCCCAACGGCUUCUGGGAAACGGCCAUGUUUCUCUCUCAGUGCCUGCCACACAGACAGCAGCCAAUGGGACCAGGCGACUCCAACGUUGUCAGACGGGGUUUCCGAGCAAUCUCCAGACCAGGCCGGCGUCAAAGAGGAAGUCGACGACGCAGACUCCGAUCCGCUUCCGGACGCUUGUUUUGGGCUCCUGGGAACCCCGCCCUGGGCAGAGCCUCAAGGGCACAUCGACAAACUGCCGGAUGAAGUCUUAAGGGGCAUCUUUGCCGUUUUGCCCGCUGUGGAACUCUACCAGAGCCUCAGCCUGGUGUGCCAUCGCUGGCGGCGGAUCAUCUCCAAUCCACAGUUCAUCCCCUGGAAGAAGCUGUACCUUCAGUAUCUGAAGGCGGAAAGUCACGCCCUGCUGACGGUGAAGGCCAUUCAGCGCCGGUACAGCCUAACUAGAGAGGAGAACCAGUGCAUGCUGGGAUUGAUACGGUGUGUAGCAGCCAUUAAGAACCAUCAGCGCCGAGACUCAGAAGCCAUCUUGGAGUGUUUGAAGAGCCACCCGCUGUUUCGUGUGGCCGAAAUCUGUGUUGUGAAGCGACUGCCUGAUUUGGAAAGCCCGCACGAGGGGAUACCAAACGUCUGGGCUGUGAUGGCAGCCAUCGUGCUCUUCUCGGGAUCCCUCGCUGACAUCCAGAAACUGGUGACUUGCCUUCAGAGACCUGGUUCUACCCUCUCACUGGUGGAUAUAACAGAAGCCUUAUAUUGCAUGGCUACCCUUCUCCACAGCAUGAGGGACAAUGGAGUCAAUGUCAGUAACCGGAUUCACUACAACAUUUUCUACUGCCUGUGCCAAAUGGAGAACUCAAACUGCGGCCCAGCGGUCGUCAAACCAGAGGUGCCCAGCUGCAGCUACGAUGGUGGCCAUGGAUGCAGCGCCAGCUCUAACAUCCAGCCGACCCGCGAACAGCAGUUGAUCUUAAACCACGCCAUCGUGCCCGGGCAGGUUGUGAAAAUCAUGGCGUUUGCAGGCACUGGGAAGACCUCCACUUUGAUCAAAUACGCAGAGAAGUGGUCCAACCUUCGGUUCCUGUACUUGGCGUUCAACAAGACCAUCGCGGACCAGGGCGGGCGGGCGUUUCCCCCGAACGUGACGUGCAGGACCAUCCACUCCUUGGCGUUUGCGAAACUCGGCAAGCUGUACAGCCAAAAGGGCAAGCUGAACACAGGCUCACUGAGCUCUUAUUGGAUCAGCUUCGUCCUCCAGAACCUCAAAGGGCAAUCUCCGUUCAUAAGGGCCAAGUCGGUCGCCCAAACCCUGGCGACGUUUUUCGCCUCCCGGGACACAACCAUCAGUUUUGAGCACACGCCAAUCUGGUGCAAGAACACCCUGGGAGAGAAGGUUCUUGUCCCACAGCAUGAGAAGAUUAUCAUUCUCGAGGAAGCCAACAGAAUUUGGGACAAUAUGCAAAGUCUAAGUCCGACGAACGAGAUGGCAUACAAGAUGACCCAUGAUGGCUACUUGAAGCUUUGGCAGAUAAGUAACUCCCGGCUUCUUGAAUACGAUGCCAUAUUUGUCGACGAAGCCCAAGAUUGUACUCCCGCCGUCCUGGACAUGGUUCUCUCCCAGCCCUGCGGGGUCAUCUUGGUCGGAGACCCGCACCAGCAGAUCUACAGCUUCCGGGGGGCCGUCAAUGCUCUGGAGGAGGUGCCGCACACUCACCUCUUCUACCUGACCCGGAGUUUCCGAUUUGGCCCCGAAAUAGCAUACGUUGGAGCUACCAUAUUAGACGUCUGCAAGGAAGUUCGGAAUAAGACCCUGGUAGGGGGCACUCAAGAGGGUGACGUCACUGGGAGAGAGCCAAGAGGGACGGUGGCCAUCCUGACCCGGAGCAAUGUGGUGCUCUUUGAUUCCAUCGUGCAUGUCACUCGAGGAAAUCCACCAGCUAAAAUACACCUGAUUGGGGGUCUUCAGGCCUUUGGCCUUGACCAGAUUCGGGAUAUUUGGCACCUUUACCAUUCCGAACUGGGCUUCAAGGUGAAGGACCCUUUCGUGAAGAGGUGGCGGGAGAAAGGUUUCCAGGCUUUAAAGGACUACGCGGUGAAGGCAGAAGAUAAACAGAUGGAGUUCAAGAUCGCAGUUGUGGAGAAAUAUUGUCGCUACAUCCCUUUGCUGCUGGAGAGGAUAUCUCAGUGCCACACACCCACUCCUGAAGUUGCAGAUUUCGUCCUGGGGACCGUCCAUAAGGCCAAAGGGCUCGAAUUUGACACCGUCCAAGUAGCCGAUGACUUUGCGGCCGUCCCUUUAGAGCGGCACAACCUUGGGAGGAUUCCAGGCUUCCACGUCGACAGAAUCCCGGCCGAUGAAUGGAAUUUGCUCUACGUCGCGGUGACUCGGGCCAAGAGGCGUCUCAUCAUGCCGCAGGUUCUGUGCCAUCUCUUGACCUUGGCUGGGGAGUAUUUCUUAAGGCCAGAGCUGACCAGCGAGGUCUGCAAGGAGCAGCCAGUUCAGUGCUCUGUCGUGGGGUGCCUCAAUCCUAUUCCUCCCAACUCUUUCCUGACCAUGAAGAAGAGGCCGUUUUCUUACAGCAACAGCACCCAUGGUCCCGAGGGCUACCUCUGCCACAGCUGCGUGCAACGGCGUCUCGGCCCACUGACGUGGCUGAUGGUUUCUCCGGAAGUGAUGGAGACGCUGAAACCCGCGGAAGAGGUUGUCGCUCUUCCGGAAGGCUACCAUGACCUCCUGUUGGAACUGGAUUGA